Messenger RNA from Medicago truncatula (barrel medic), 1423 nucleotides. Its product is annotated as mitochondrial dicarboxylate/tricarboxylate transporter DTC. The record is from RefSeq and is a predicted model, not a curated record. The transcript is spliced from 6 exons. The coding region runs from base 198 to 1103 and encodes 301 amino acids. NCBI's taxonomy places the organism in Eukaryota, Viridiplantae, Streptophyta, Magnoliopsida, Fabales, Fabaceae.
UUUUCCUUGUUUGUUGGGCUAAGAAGAAGAGAGAGAAAGAGUGUUUGUGUGUAAGCCACAAACAAGAGCUUAUAAAACUCUUCCACUAGAUUCGUUCUUCACUUCUCUUAAAUCAAAUCAAAUAAACUCUUUCUUCUCUCUCGUUCUCCCUCGUUUUCUUCGCUUCAUUUCUCUCAUCAACCUCGCUAAUACCAACAAUGGGAGAUGAGAAGAAGCCUAAGCCUGUUGCUAUUGGUGUCUGGCCAACAAUCAAGCCUUUCGUCAAUGGUGGUGCUUCUGGUAUGCUCGCUACAUGUGUUAUUCAACCUAUUGAUAUGAUCAAGGUUAGGAUUCAACUGGGUCAAGGUUCAGCUGCUAGUGUCACAUCUACCAUGCUUAAGAAUGAGGGUGUUGGUGCUUUCUAUAAGGGUCUAUCAGCUGGGUUACUCAGGCAGGCUACUUACACCACUGCUCGUCUUGGAACGUUUAGAAUCUUGACAAAUAAAGCAAUUGAGGCUAAUGAUGGAAAGCCCCUGCCACUCUACCAAAAAGCUCUAUGUGGGCUGACUGCUGGUGCAAUCGGUGCAACUGUUGGUAGUCCAGCUGAUUUGGCACUCAUUCGUAUGCAGGCUGAUGCAACUUUACCUCUUGCUCAGCGCCGAAACUACACAAACGCCUUCCAGGCACUUUACCGUAUCGGUGCAGAUGAAGGUAUUCUUUCACUGUGGAAAGGUGCUGGGCCUACUGUAGUAAGAGCCAUGGCAUUGAACAUGGGGAUGCUUGCUUCUUAUGAUCAAAGUGUUGAGUUCUUCAAGGAUACCGUUGGUCUAGGUGAAAUGACUACUGUGGUUGGUGCAAGUAGUGUAUCUGGAUUUUUCGCAGCAGCUUGCAGUUUGCCAUUUGAUUAUGUGAAGACACAGAUUCAGAAGAUGCAACCUGAUGCUGAAGGAAAAUACCCAUACACUGGUUCUCUUGACUGUGCCGUCAAAACCUUCAAAGCAGGAGGACCCUUCAAAUUUUACACUGGAUUCCCUGUCUACUGUGUUAGGAUUGCUCCCCACGUCAUGAUGACAUGGAUUUUCCUCAACCAGCUCCAGAAAUUGGAGAAAAGUUAUGGGUUAUAGGUGAUGGUCAAGCAUUUUGCUGUUGAAUUCAAGCUUUGAGCAUUGAAUAAUUUGUUGGCUGUGUUGUAGCCCUUUUUGGAAAUUGGAUAUCAAUGGAUCUGAUCAUUUUUUUAAAGAUUUAAUUAGUCAUGCAAUUCAAGCGGGAAAAAUUUAACUUACAUUACGUUGUAUUAGUAAUAUAUAGAAUAUGAUAUGAUGCGUUGGAGCAUAUAGUAGUAGUAGUAUAAAUCCCAUUUUUGAAUGGAGAACUUGUUGAGAUAUCUUGAACUAGAAUAAUAAGUACUCUCUACCUCACAUCUUUUCAACAUCAUGUUUUAUAA